Alnus glutinosa is the source of this 1146-nucleotide messenger RNA. Its product is annotated as osmotin-like protein. The record is from RefSeq and is a predicted model, not a curated record. Gene Ontology annotation, biological process: defense response. NCBI's taxonomy places the organism in Eukaryota, Viridiplantae, Streptophyta, Magnoliopsida, Fagales, Betulaceae. The transcript has a single exon. Gene Ontology annotation, cellular component: extracellular region. The coding region runs from base 109 to 855 and encodes 248 amino acids.
CUCACUGGAAAACCCAGUUCAAAUUAUACCCCCGGCCCCAAACACAUCUCUUAAGCUCCUUCAAGGCCUAUAAAACCCCAAGCAAACCCUUCACCUACACUCACAAAAAUGGCUUCCGCUCUCUUUUUCACCGUCACACUUCUUGUCCUGUGCACCCUCUCCACGGCUACGUAUCCAGGGUUUAUCUUGACCCUGGUCAACAACUGCCCCUUCACGGUCUGGCCAGCCAUCCAGCCGAACUCGGGCCACCCCGUCCUCGAGCGCGGCGGCUUCGCGCUCAACACCCUGACCCACCGCUCCUUCCCCGCUCCGACCCAACACUGGUCUGGCAGGGUCUGGGCACGCACCGGGUGUACCUACGCCCAGAACCGGUUCUCCUGCGCCACCGGCGACUGCGGCGGCCGGCUCGAGUGCGGCGGCCUAGGCGGCUCCACCCCCGCCACGCUGGCUCAGUUCAGCCUACACCACGGCCAGAACGACCUUUCCUCCUACGGUGUCAGCCUAGUCGAUGGCUUUAACGUGCCCAUGACUGUGACCCCUCACGAGGGCAAGGGCCACUGCCCCGUUGUUGGCUGUCGCGCCAACCUGCUCGCCACGUGCCCCGACAGGUUGCAGGUCCGGUCUCCGCCCGGUCACGGGCCGGUCGUGGCGUGCAAGAGUGGGUGCGAGGCGUUCGGUACGGACGAGCUGUGCUGUAGGAACCACUACAACAGUCCUCAGACGUGUAGGGCUUCGAGCUUCUCUGAGUUCUUCAAGCACGCGUGCCCUGCCACGUUUACGUAUGCCCAUGAUAGCCCAACUCUUAUGCACGAAUGCUCGUCGCCACGUGAGCUGAAGAUCAUCUUCUGCCACUAGACACCAAGAUCUUCCAUCUAUGCAUGCCCUGCAGCCUGCAUUUUUAGUCUCGUCUUCACGGUUUUUGUUUGAAUCUGGGAAACAAAAAUAAAAAUAAUGAACUUUGGGUUCUUUUUCCUUGUCUUUUUGACACUUUGCUGUGUCUUAUGUUUUUUCUUUUUCUUUUUGUAAGUAGCUGUGUCUACAGUGUCUUAUGUUGUAUUGGAGUGUGAAUGCGUGUAUCAUUUGGAUUUUGGGGUUUGUUUAACGUAUGCUAAUCUAUGUUAAUCGCUUGCUUUACUUAAUCCAAAA